CCUCCCCUGUGGUCGGCCUCUCAGAAUCUUUCCGCCGUCGCGUUCGGAUCGCGCUGCUCCAGUUGCGGAGCACGAUCCAGCCUUCCAGCCCGCGACCAGCAAAGGAAAGAAUCUUACAGAUUUUCUUGCCCCGUACAUUCCUGGAGGCGAGCAAAACAAGUUAAUUUGGACCAUGAGGGAAAUCGUGCACAUCCAGGCCGGUCAAUGUGGCAACCAAAUCGGUGCCAAGUUCUGGGAGGUGAUCAGCGAUGAGCACGGCAUCGACCCCACCGGCACCUACCACGGAGACAGUGACCUGCAGCUGGACCGCAUUUCCGUAUACUACAAUGAAGCCACAGGUGGCAAAUAUGUUCCUCGAGCUAUUUUGGUGGAUCUAGAACCUGGGACCAUGGACUCUGUUCGGUCUGGUCCUUUUGGCCAGAUCUUCAGACCGGAUAACUUUGUUUUUGGUCAGUCUGGGGCAGGCAACAACUGGGCCAAGGGCCACUACACAGAGGGGGCUGAGCUGGUGGACUCUGUCCUGGACGUGGUGCGGAAGGAGGCGGAGAGCUGUGACUGUCUCCAGGGCUUCCAACUGACCCACUCACUGGGGGGUGGCACCGGCUCGGGCAUGGGCACCCUGCUCAUCAGCAAGAUCCGUGAGGAGUACCCUGACCGCAUCAUGAACACCUUCAGUGUGGUUCCCUCGCCCAAGGUGUCCGACACAGUGGUUGAGCCCUACAAUGCUACCCUCUCCGUGCAUCAGCUGGUGGAGAACACGGAUGAAACCUACUGCAUUGACAACGAGGCGCUGUAUGACAUCUGCUUCCGUACCCUCAAGCUGACCACACCCACCUAUGGCGACCUCAACCACCUGGUCUCGGCCACCAUGAGCGGCGUCACCACCUGCCUUCGAUUCCCAGGCCAGCUCAAUGCCGACCUGCGCAAGCUGGCUGUGAACAUGGUGCCCUUCCCGCGCCUGCAUUUCUUCAUGCCCGGCUUUGCCCCACUCACCAGCCGUGGCAGCCAGCAGUACCGUGCCCUGACUGUGCCCGAGCUCACCCAGCAGGUCUUUGACGCCAAGAACAUGAUGGCUGCCUGUGACCCGCGCCACGGCCGCUACCUCACGGUGGCCGCAGUCUUCAGGGGCCGCAUGUCCAUGAAGGAGGUGGACGAGCAGAUGCUCAACGUGCAGAACAAGAACAGCAGCUACUUCGUGGAGUGGAUCCCCAACAACGUCAAGACAGCCGUGUGCGACAUCCCGCCUCGCGGCCUCAAGAUGGCCGUGACCUUCAUCGGCAACAGCACGGCCAUCCAGGAGCUGUUCAAGCGCAUCUCGGAGCAGUUCACGGCCAUGUUCCGCCGCAAGGCCUUCCUGCACUGGUACACGGGCGAGGGCAUGGACGAGAUGGAGUUCACCGAGGCCGAGAGCAACAUGAACGACCUGGUGUCCGAGUACCAGCAGUACCAGGACGCCACUGCGGAAGAGGAAGAAGAUUUCGGGGAGGAGGCCGAAGAGGAGGCUUAAGUCCAGCCACUUCUGGCUUCUCACUUCCUCAGCUGCUUUCAGCUGCCCCUUCAGUUUGUCUGCUGCCACUGUCCUGUUUUUUUUUUUUUCCCCCCGAGAGUGUGGAACAGUGCCUGGCACAUAGUAGGCGCUCAAAAUAAAUACUUGUUUGUUGGA
Molecule: messenger RNA, 1663 nt
Organism: Cavia porcellus (domestic guinea pig)
Lineage: Eukaryota; Metazoa; Chordata; Mammalia; Rodentia; Caviidae
Gene: Tubb
Product: tubulin beta class I
Exons: 4
Coding region: 173-1507 (444 amino acids)
Biological process (GO): mitotic cell cycle; microtubule cytoskeleton organization
Cellular component (GO): microtubule; cytoplasm
Molecular function (GO): GTPase activity; GTP binding; structural constituent of cytoskeleton
Source: RefSeq, a predicted model, not a curated record